This is a messenger RNA of Epinephelus lanceolatus (giant grouper), 752 nucleotides long. RefSeq names its product ubiquitin-conjugating enzyme E2Na (gene ube2na). Lineage: Eukaryota; Metazoa; Chordata; Actinopteri; Perciformes; Serranidae. The record is from RefSeq and is a predicted model, not a curated record.
GAACCCGGAAGACGUGUGUUUGCUGUCAAUGCCAACGACAGAGAGGAGAUACUGAGAGCUAAAAUAAAAACCCCGCAUUUAAGACAAGAUGGCAGGACUGCCCCGCAGGAUCCUUAAGGAAACUCAGCGUUUGCUUGCAGAGCCUGUCCCAGGCAUCAAGGCAGAGCCAGACGAAGGAAAUGCCCGCUACUUCCAUGUGGUCAUUGCCGGACCUCAGGACUCACCUUUUGAGGGCGGCACGUUUAGACUUGAGCUCUUUUUACCAGAAGAAUAUCCCAUGGCAGCCCCUAAAGUACGCUUCAUGACCAAAAUAUAUCAUCCCAAUGUAGACAAGCUGGGAAGAAUAUGUCUAGACAUUUUGAAAGAUAAAUGGUCGCCAGCUCUGCAGAUCCGCACAGUGCUGCUAUCAAUCCAGGCGUUACUAAGCGCACCCAACCCUGAUGAUCCCCUAGCAAAUGAUGUUGCCGAGAAGUGGAAGACCAGUGAAGCUGAAGCCAUAGAAACAGCCAAGACAUGGACCAGGCUUUAUGCUGGAAACAAGAAUGAAGUGUAGAGCAGCCCAACAAGUGAAGAUACAAGUAAAAAUCAACUCCUCAUGUUCUGCCAAGACCUCUUCCUACUUCAUUUGCAUUUAAAGGACACAGUCUUAAAUAUAUAUACAUAUAUAUUAUAAAAUAAACAUGAAUAUAUUGUAAAGGAAAAAAAACACAACUGCUGACAAUUGGUGAUUUAAAUGCACACUAGUAACGAAA